Messenger RNA from Aspergillus bombycis, 2034 nucleotides. Its product is annotated as ChAPs family protein. Lineage: Eukaryota; Fungi; Ascomycota; Eurotiomycetes; Eurotiales; Aspergillaceae. The coding region runs from base 1 to 2034 and encodes 677 amino acids. Gene Ontology annotation, cellular component: exomer complex. The transcript has 7 exons. Gene Ontology annotation, biological process: Golgi to plasma membrane transport. The record is from RefSeq and is a predicted model, not a curated record. Gene Ontology annotation, molecular function: protein binding.
AUGGUUGCGCCAGCUGUCCCCGAACUCUACGAAGAGGAAGACCUCUUCGCCGCUGUCGAUGCACGUACCGAAUCACUACAGAACUUGCGCGAAUUAGGUCCGCCCGACCUGGUGUAUUUGGUCAAACAACCCAAGACCAACUCGACCCGUCAGACCGGAGUCUAUCACCAUGUCACUGGCAUUGAUGCUUCUUCGUCCGCUAGCUUGGCCGCCUAUGUAAAUACGCUAACCUUCUCCCCCCUCGAUAAGACGCACAAGGUGGUUUCAGGGAUAUACUGUUGCUACAAUGCCUUCUCCCACCUUGACAUGCGUGUCGAAGUCAAAAUUCCCGGUAGUCUCGAGAGCUACUGCAUCGACGAGCGCGGGGACAAACGUGUUGCAACUGAAGCUCUGUGGCUAGAGACAUUUCUGUGCGGAGUCUUGCGAGCCUAUACCUAUGCGGACGAUGGUAGCGGAGAUUCGGUUCGAAAGAUCGUCGGAGUACGUCGAUUCAACCCAGUCACAAAUACAGAGAUGGAGCACAAGUUCAUGGAUGCUGCGGAACGGCUCUUCUUCUUGGGUAGGCAGCUGAGCUCCGAUCCUGAGACACAAGUUCCCAACACCGUCAGCAAUCAUCUUACUUCGGGCCUUUUGAAAUACAUUUGGACAACGGGACGCUACACAUCUGGCAUAAAUCUUCUAGAAAAGCUCCGCAUACGGGAUGUUGAGGUCUCUUCCCUGCUAGCCCGGGUUCUCAUAAUGGCAGAUGAGGAAGUGCAGGCAGUACGGUUGAUGUACGACUCACUGCAGGACGUCCCCAUGGACUAUGCAUUGCUCGACUGCCAGGCAGCCUUCUGUCAGAGUAAGGGAGAGGGGGAAAUGGCUUUGGAAUGCGCGAAGCGGGCCGUGACUGCUGCGCCUAGUGAGUUCAGCACUUGGGCACGACUGGCCGAAGUGUAUGUGAACAUGGAACAAUGGGAUCUCGCACUCCUUACAUUGAAUUCAUGCCCUAUGUUUACGUACCAGGAUAAAGAUACCCCUCGCAUGCCCCAACCGUCACGCAUCAUGCUUCCUAUCCUCGCAGAGAGCAUGUUGGAUGAGAUUGAUGAGGGCCAGCCAAAGCAGGGGGACCCACACGAUUAUGUCCAUCCUUCUCUACGAAGACUGCACGCUGCCGCAUACCAGGGGACAUUCCUGAAAGCAUAUAACCUGUUAACCAAGAUUGCUGCCGCUAUUGGUUGGGAUCAGCUUCUGAAGAUUCGUAGUGAAGUGUUUGUUAUGGAAGAGGAGUAUCGGGUCGAAAGACACCAUUCAGCUUCCAAGUCUAUACGGCGCAGCAGUUCUAUAGCGACCAAUGAUAACGAAGAACAACAAAAUGGCACCAAUGCUGAGGAAGAAGAUGAGAACCCGGAAGCCACCCCUAGCGAAAACAAAGAGGAGCAAGCUGGAGACUCUAUCGAGAAGCCUGAACAAACAAUGGCCUCCGAGGUCGUGAAGUCUGGCAAGGAAGAACCCGACCCGUCGCAUUCGUCAUACGCACAGUUCCGCAACAAGCGUCUCUGUGAGAGGUGGCUCGACAACCUCUUCAUGGUUCUCUAUGAGGAUCUUCGAAUUUACACCAUCUGGCGCACGGAGAUGGCCCAGUACCGCCAGCAGGCCAUUGAAUACAAGAAGUCUGCAACAGAAUGGGAAAUCCUGGGCGAAUUAGCAGAGCGACUGCAUCAUUUCGACGAGGCGAUCGAGGCCUACCAACACUGCAUGGCCAUCCGGUUCUCUCCCAAGGCCAUGCGAGGCAUUCUGAAGUUGUACGAGAGUAAGCACGAUACGAGAGGGAUGCUUGGUGCAUUGAUUAGGCUUAUUGCCUGGCAGUACCGCUGGUACUCAGAGUUCUCUCCUGAACUACUCUAUCUUAUCCGCAAACUCAUCGAGGACGAAGGUGCUGUCAAGGUGCGCAGCAUUGUCCAGGCGACCAAUCUGCCACAGCCCGUACUUGACCUCACUCAUCAAUAUUGUCAACUGUGCGCCACCUUCCGUAGCAGCGGCAGCGAUGGUUAA